UCAAUAUUUGCUUGGUUGACUACCGCUGGUUUUCACUUCCGGGAUAUAAUCACGUGACUACCUACAAGCGCUCGAACAGUCGAGAAGCAAGGGCAAUGGUAACUACUUCGUCAACUUCACGUUAAGCCUGACGCCAGCUGAAGCGUAAUGAAUCCAGAGCGGCCCACAACAGGCUUCACCCUUCGGAGACAACUGGCAGAUUCAGCAGCCCGGGGCACAUGGAGCACCGGCCUACUGCAGGGCCUGAUCCAGAGUUCUGGGCCUCUUUGCUUCGGCCCCCUGCUCCCCAGGGUCCAUGCAGCUGACAUGGCUUCUGCCCAGCCGGCACAGAUGCCCUCAUCACCCUCCUCCACCUGCGCUGCUCCUGCACACAGCCUUACACCGAGCACCAUGCCAGACAACCUGCGCAAGCCAGAAUUCCCAGACACGGGCUGGGACCGCAUUAAAGAUCUUUUUCAGAAAAAUGCAACCGAGAACUGCUCAGAGGAGGUGACCAACGUCCUAAAAAGCGGAUUAGCGGCUGCUUUAGCAGGCUUUGUUUACGGUGGCCUGCCAGCAGCUCACCAUGCCAAGCAGAGAUAUAUCCAAAUGAGCCAAGCUGAACUCUACACUGGUCGUGUAGAAGCAGUGCGUGCGGCCCACAAUGCAGCUAUCCGCGGUUUUGUGAGAUAUGGAAUCCGAUGGAGCUGGAGAGUCGCUGCAUUCGUCACCAUUUUCAAUUCUGUCAGCACAGGCCUGUCGGUGUACCGAGACAAAUACACCCUUGGCCAUUUUGUUGCAGCUGGAGCUGUGACUGGAGGUCUUUAUAGGCUGAACCUGGGCCUGCGAGGUAUGGUGGCGGGCGCCAUCAUCGGAGCAGUGUUGGGGACUCCUACGGGCGCACUGAUGAUCGGCUUAAACUCACUGACAGGAGAAAAUAUCAGAGAAAGGAGGCGGCGUCACCGCAUGGAGCUGUAUGAACACCAGCUGGCAGAAUGGACAACCAGACUUCACCGGACUGACAAGUUGAUAGGCAAUCUGAACGUGGGCUCGAAGACAGAGGGGACCCAGAAGGAUAUGGAGAAGAUCCAGGAGAUCCUUAGUCUAUCGCAGAAUGAGGAUGUUGGUCAAGACUCUUCCUGAUGAACACUGAAGGUUCAAGGUUUCUGCUGUCGUGCACAGGGUGGCCCUAUAAACCCAAAUAAAUAUCACAACUUUUAUUUAUAAGCUACUUUUUAUUAGAAAUAGUGACAGUGAAGGAUUUUAGUUUCUAACCGUACUUUGAGGAGCCUAAGUAGGAUCCAGUGCAAGAGGAAAGCGAAGAACAACAACUUCAGAACUGAGGUUUCAUACUAUCUCAAAGGAUUGUUCUGGCACUUCCUUCGUCAGGGCCAGAUAGCCGCCCUUGCACAUGGUAUUCCACAUGUCUGUCUCCCUUUUGGAAAUGAUUAUGUACAUCAUUUAAAAAAUAUUGCACUAUAUGCAGUAUGGGUGUGGGGAAAAAAUCGAUUCGAAUACGAAUCGCGAUUCUCACGUUCUGCGAUUCAGAAUCGAUUCUCAUUUAAAAAAAAAAUCUAUUUAUUUUAUUUUAUUCUAUUUUUUUAAUCAAUCCAACAAACCAAUACACAGCAAUACCACAACAAUGCAAUCCAAUUCCAAAACCCAACCUGACCCAGCAACACUCAGAACUGCAAUAAACAAAGCAAUUGAGAGGAGACAAAAACAUGACACAGAACAAACCAAAAGUAGUGAAACAAAAAUGAAUAUUAUCAACAACAGUAUCAAUAUUAGUUAUAAUUUCAGCACAGCAGUGAUUAAAAAUCCCUAAUUGACAUUAUCAUUAGACAUUUAUAAAAAUUACAAAAAAAGAACAAUAGUGUCACAGUGGCUUACACUUGCAUCGCAUCUCAUAAGCUUGACAACACACUGUGUCCAAUGUUUUCACCAAGAUAAAAUAAGUCAUAUUUUUGGUGCGUUUAAUAGUUUAUUAAUUUAAUAGUUUAUUAAUUUACAUUAUUGCAAUCAGUUGAUAAAACAUUGUCCUUUACAAUUAUAAAAGCUUUUUUUAAAAAAAUGUACUACUCUGCUAGCAUGUCAGCAGACUGGGGUAGAUCCUGCUGAAAUCCUAUGUAUUGAAUGAAUACAGAAACGUUUUGAAUCGGAAAAAUAUGAUUUUUGAAUUGAGAACCGUGUUGAAUCGAAAAAAUCGAUAUAUAAUCGAAUCGCAACCCCAAGAAUCGAUAUUGAAUCGAAUCGUGGGACACCCAAAGAUUCGCAGCCCUAAUAUGCAGCUCGUUCAUUUCUGCAAGUAAACAUGUCAGUGCAGGUGAGCCUGUACAGGCGUAAUAUGAUAACAUUUUCUUGUUCUUGUCAAAAGUUUAUCAGCCGCAAUUUGUAACCAACUGUAAUCUUUCAAUUGUAGACAUAGUGGGACCCGAAAAUAAUGUCUUACAGUAAUUGAGACGAGACGUAACAAACACAUGAAUAAUGAGCUCAGCGUCGGUGGUGGACAAAAUGGAACAAACCUUGGCGAUAUUACGGAGAUGAAAGAAGGCUGUUUAGGUAACACAUUUUAUGUGUGACUCAAAUGAGAGAGUUGGGUUAAAGAUAAUACCGAGAUUCUUUACUGAGUCACUUUGUGUAAUUGUUUGGUUGUCAAAUAUUAGGGUAGUGUUAUUAGAUAAGUGCCGGUGUCUAGCAGGACUGAUAAUCAGCAAUUCUGUUUUCUUAGCGUUGAGUUGCAAAAAGUUGCUAAACAUUCAUUGCUUAAUUUCAUUAAGACGUGCCUCCAAGUGACAACCGCUUUAGGGGCAUGUAAAGUUGGGUGUCAUCAGCAUAACAGUGAAAGCUAACACCGUAUUUGCGUAUGAUGUCACAUAGCGGCAGCAUGUAGAUGCUGAAGAGUGCAGGGCCAAGAAUCGAACCUUAUGGAACGCCGCACGUUACCUUAGGUCACAUUCUUAUGGGAGACGCACCGCAUUUUGUCCGUAAGAUUGGAGUUAAACCAAGAAAAGGCUAAGUCUGACGUACUAGUAUGUGUUUUGAUAUGUUUUAAUAAAAUAUUAUGAUAGACAGUAGCGAAAGCAGCGCUAAGAUCAAGUAGAAGCAACAUGGAUGACUCAUCAGCAUUCAUCGUUAGCAUUAGAUCAUUAGUUAUUUUUGCGAAGGCUGUCUCCAUAAAGUGAUUUGCCCUGAAACCGGACUGAAAGUGUUCAGAGAUUGUUAGACGCCAAGUGUUCAUAUAGCUGCUCUGCAACAUUUUUUUCGAGGAUUUUCGAGAUAAGGGAAGGUGGGACACCGCCGGUAGUUAAGAAUGAGGUCAGGAUCGAGAUGGGGUCUUUUAAACAGAGGAUGAAUAAACACUUUUUUUAAUGCUAGGGGAACAGUACCAGAGGAAAGUGAUAAGUUUACAAUAUUUAGCACUGAUGGUCCUAAUAUUACAAACAGCUCCUUUAUAAGUUUCCCAGGAAGUGGGUCAAUGUUGUUUGUUUUAUCCCAUUUUUACAUCGCGGGAGUUUCUCUAAUGGUAUUUCAUCAAAAAGAGAGAGACUAUUUUGUAGGGCAAUGUCCAUCGUGCAUACAUUCGUAUCUGCAUUAAUAGAACCCAGUUGUAGAUGGGACACAUUGUCCUCUAUCUCCUUUCUAAUGACUUCUAUUUUCUUAUUAAAGAAAUUCAUAAAGUCAUCUGCCGAGUGGGUGGAGCUACUGGGAGGAGUCCCUUGUUGGGUUAGCGUUGCUACUGUACUGAACAAAUAUUUCGGAUUGUUUUUAUUGAGGAGGAUGAGAUUGGAGUAGUAGCUAAGGUAAGCGUGCGUUUAGAAGUUAAUAAACUAUCACUCCAUGCUUAAUGGAAAACCUCAAGUUUAGUCGCACGCCAUUUGCAUUCCAGCUUUCUACAUGAUAGUUUAAGGGCUCUAGUUUCUUCUAUAAACCAGGGAGUACGCCUUUUUAGGUACCUUUUUUAGCUUUAGCGGUGCUAUACUAUCAAUGGUGUUGCACAGAGUAUUGUUAAAGUUGUUAGUGAGGUUAUCGAUAGAGCCCACAUGAUUUGGGAAUGGCGCCAUUACCUGAAGGUAGUAGGCCAGCAAGGGUUGUAGUUGUGAAAGCAUUACUGCUGCGGCUGCUAGCACAGUGGUUAUUAGUAGAUUGUUGACAAUCAGUCAGAACUUCGAAUUUGAUAAGGUAACUAUCGGACAUUACUUUAAUGUAUGGAAGUAUCAUAACUUUAGAGGUGGUGACACCCCAAACAAAGACUACAUCUAUCAUAUUACAGUUGCGAUGCGUGGGUUCAUUUAUUAUUUGUGUAAGACCACACACUACCCAUGUAGUCUGGAGCGGAGCGCAGAAAGAGUCUGAAGGGGUAUUCACAUGGAUAUUAAAAUCUUCCAUUAUAAUUAUGUUAUCUGCGUGUGUCACUAGUUCAGCGACAAACUCUGAAAAUUCAUUGAUAAAAUAGGGCACGGGGGGGGUGGUAGAUAACCGCCAGAUAAAGAAGGAUCGGUGUGACAGACCUCAUAGUAAGCACCUAAAACAAUUUCUAUGUAUUACUUAGGUUAGGGGUAAGGUUAAGGUUUUCAUUGUUUAUUAGUGCGACCCCUCCACCCCUUUUUUAAGGGAACGGGCAAUAUGUGCAUUCGUAUAUUUAGGAGGAGAUGCCUCGUUAAGCGGGAAAAAUUAAUCUGGUUUUAACCAGGUUUCACUGAGACCAAUGACGUUAAGAUUGUUGUCUCUAAUGACGUCAUCAACUAAAAACAUUUUGGGGGACAAUGAUUUGAUGUUUCAAAAAACAUUAUCCAAUCCAAUCCAAUCCACUUUAUUUAUAUAGCACAUUUAAACCACAAUAACGUUUCCAAAGUGCUGCACAGCCGUGUUAAAAACAAUUGUAAAAAAAUAUAUAUAUAUAUAUAUAAAACCAAUAAAAACAAUAUAAAAACAAAUAUGAUUAAAAACUAUUUUAAAGGGUAAAAUCAAUUAAAACAGUAAAAUAGAAAUCAAAGUGUAUAAAAAACACAGAGGACAACAGAGGACCACACAACUCACGUAGUGUUAAAAGCCAAAGAAUAAAACCAAUAAAAACAAUAUAAAAACAAAUAUGAUUAAAAACUAUUUUAAAGGGUAAAAUCAAUUAAAACAGUAAAAUAGAAAUCAAAGUGUAUAAAAAACACAGAGGACAACAGAGAACAGAGGACCACACAACUCACGUAGUGUUAAAAGCCAAAGAAUAAAAGUGGGUCUUAAGACGAGACUUAAAACACUCCACUGUGGAAGCAGUUUGAACAUGGAGCGGCAGAGUGUUCCAGAGCUUAGGGCCGACCACAGAGAAGGCCCUGUCUCCCCUGGUCUUAAGUCUGGUCUUGGGCACCACGAGCUGGAACUGGCUCUCGGACCUCAGAGCGCGCGCAGGAAUGUAAAUUUGGAUGAGGUCCGAGAUAUAUUGAGGUCCCAGUCCAUGUAAAGAUUUAAAAACAAACAGCAAUGUUUUAAAACCAAUUCUAAAAUGAACAGGGAGCCAGUGCAAACUCUGAAGAAUUGGGGUUAUAUGUUGGCGUUUCCUGGCCCCUGUUAAAAGUCGUGCUGCCGCGUUCUGGACUAACUGCAACCGGGAGAGAGCUUUUUGGCUAAUGCCAGCAUAAAGUGCAUUGCAGUAGUCCAGGCGACUUGAAAUAAAAGCAUGCACGACUUGUUCAAAAAGGUUAAAAGAUAAAAACGGUUUAACCUUUACUAAAAGACGAAGGUGAUAAAAACACGAUUUUAAAACGCCAUUGACUUGUUUGUGUAGUUUAAAAUCGCUGUCUAUAGUGACGCCAAGGCUGGUGACUUUGGGACGCACAUAAUUUUGCAAUGGUCCCAAGUCAGUGAGGGCCGUACCAAAAACCAAAAUUUCCGUUUUUCCCCUCAUUCAUUAUUAAAAAAUUCUGGGCUAACCAAGCCUUGACGUCACAUAGACAGUUAAGAAGGGUAGUGGGCUGUAUUGAGGAUUUUUUCUUAGUGGUGUCCGUAGUAGUGGUAUUAAUAACGGUACAUUUAUUUUGUGUAGUGCGUCUUAAAUAAUUUUGACCACAUCUAGGACUUGAUAUGAUGUUGAACUUCAGAUUAUUGGUUUGGUGCUGUAAUAUAUUGACCGUGUCAUAAUUUGCCACCUCAGUAGAAUGCAUUUUCACCUCUUGCACAGUCACUACAGAAGAAAUAUUAUGUGAGUCAUGUAUUAUUCUACGAAAAAUGCUUUGUGUACAGGAAAUGUUCCAUUAUGUCUGCGUCCGAACUUGUUCUGGUGUUGUUAGUCAAGUGUGACUCAGCCAGUAAUCCAUGUUCCUAGGUAGAGUGAUGGUGCCUUCCCGGUUAGGGUGAAGGCCGUCCCUCAUCAGCAAGCCCGGUUUGCCUCAGAAACAGGGCCAAUUAUCAAUAAACUUUAGUCCCUGUUCUCUACAAAAACUAGUCAGCCACUUGUUAAGCGAGACUAAUCUGCUGUACCUAUCAUCAUUGCCUCCCGCAGGCAGGGGGCCAUAGACAAGUACUCGAUGCCUGGAUAUCUUUCUUGCGAGAUUACAAGUUCUAGCUAUGUUCGUCUUUGUAAUCAGCUUAGUGUCGUUGGAGCCAGCGUGUUAAAUUAGUAUACUACUAUUCGCAUAGCUAGUGUUGCGAUUAUCCUGUCGUACGUGUUUACUAAGACUGUUGUGAGUUAGCUCCCUAAGAUUAGCUUCAAUGUCAGGUGCUCUGGCCCCGGGAAUACACAGAUAGAAAGAUAAUACUUAGUUUUUAGCGCUGCAACAGCGAGCAGUCACAAACACGGCAAAACAGGAAACAUUAAUGGCUAUAGAAGUCAGCUUUGAUUGAUUGAUAUUUAUUGAAGUAAUCUUUGUGAGUGUAUCUGACAUUACUGUUUGUAGCUCUUAGUGCAAUUAGUAUGUCAUGAAAAAUAGCAGUCCUGUAAAAGUCUGGAAUAAAUGUGUUUUGUUUAAUGCGG
This is a messenger RNA of Nerophis ophidion (straightnose pipefish), 6943 nucleotides long. RefSeq names its product translocase of inner mitochondrial membrane domain containing 1 (gene timmdc1). The transcript is spliced from 9 exons. Bases 148 to 1122 code for a protein of 324 amino acids. NCBI's taxonomy places the organism in Eukaryota, Metazoa, Chordata, Actinopteri, Syngnathiformes, Syngnathidae. Gene Ontology annotation, cellular component: mitochondrion. The record is from RefSeq and is a predicted model, not a curated record.